Molecule: messenger RNA, 2791 nt
Organism: Pseudogymnoascus verrucosus
Lineage: Eukaryota; Fungi; Ascomycota; Leotiomycetes; Thelebolales; Thelebolaceae
Exons: 10
Coding region: 292-2448 (718 amino acids)
Biological process (GO): regulation of DNA-templated transcription
Molecular function (GO): zinc ion binding; DNA-binding transcription factor activity, RNA polymerase II-specific
Source: RefSeq, a predicted model, not a curated record
CCUCAAUGCCAUGCGCAUCCACUUCCACACUCUCGGUAUUUUUGCCGCCUCAUCUUGUUGCCGCCGUCCUGUCUCUCCGCCGUUAUUUUUAUAUCUCGGUUGCAGCUAUAUUACUGGGUAGUUCUAUUCAUCCUAAAUCCACAAUUCCACUUCAUCCGCUGGUGUUACCCGCCGAGCCUGGGCUAGCUAAAGCGUAGACUUGCAUAGCUGUAGCGCAUACGCUGCCCCAUUCCCACGCGCUGCCCGCCAAGAACCACGUUGUUCGGCCCCAUCUCUAUUCAAUCACAUGAUAUGGAUUCCCAGACACGCAAAAAAUUCGCAAAGCCGCCGGUGAAGCUCGCUUGCUUGUCGUGUCGGAGCUCCCGCAUAAGAUGUGACGGGAAGCAAGAUUGUUCAAAGUGCUUGGAAAAGGGGAAGGAGUGUCUAUAUACUCGAAGCAAACGAGGCGGGCCCCGUGUUUCCCUACAUGGCCGGCGCUCAAAAGAAAAGCCGCGGAUAUCUACCGCCGACAUCCUCAAGCAGGAGUCUCCCCUAUCAGUCCCAGAGCAAUUUUUAGAAGCGUCUAUCAUCUCCGACACUGGCGUUGGCCUCCGGCAGAUCGACGAAUUCUCUGGGGAGGACGUCGUGCUUUCCGACGCCCAGACCAAUGCGGGCGCGCCAUUAUAUGGCAUAGAUCAGUUGAACCAGGUGCAUGGUUUCUCUGGCAUGCAAUUCGAUCCACUCGGGGACAGUGAAAGCAGUGCCUGGGAUAGCUUCAACAGUGCAUCCCUUACAAGUGGAUCUGACGAGAACACGAGUGACGUACGAACCUAUGAGACUGAUGCUGAUAUACUAGAUGCGUAUUAUGUCUACUGCCACGCCUAUUUCCCGGCUCUGCCACCCCCAAUCCGGCCACCGGUUGAUCGGCCCGUGGCGCUUGGAAGUCUUACAGGUGGCUAUGGACCCAGUACACCGCUUCCACUCGCACUCUCGGCAAUGCUUGCUCUCAUACCUCUCCCCGACGACCCUGAUCCAAAGGGCGAGAACUCAACUUGGAACCGCAGGAUCCAGGCCCAUAAAUUUGCACAGGCGGCUUUUGAAGCGCUCGAUAAUGAGACUGAGCUUGUUGACUCGAUUAUCAACCCCAAGGAUGCUCUUUCUAAUGGAAGUCCGCGCACAUAUCGAGCACCCUUCCAUCAGGAUCUACCAUUGGACCUAGAAUCCAAUGUGGCGCUAAUGAUACUGAGUAUCUAUGAAUAUGGCCAACGAGGAAACAUGAAGAAGAUGCUGAAUCGCUCCGGACAGUCAUUGAUGCUGGCAUUGGAAGCCAAGCUAUACUCGCCAAUAGUGGACCAGUUUGUCGAAGCAAGGCGCCGAGUCUGGUGGGCAACUUACAUCAACGUUUGCGAGGUCGCAACUAUAAGCGGCACUGAAACUGCAAUUGAUAUCCGGGACCCAAAAUAUUCUCUGCCUUAUCCGACCCUCGCUGCAGACCCCGAGGCCAUUCCAUUUUUCGUCCAAUGCCAGUACGCGAUUUUAGAUGCGUCAAAAUAUACCAACGACCUCGGCAAGAUUAUUGAGAAUGGUGGUGACUUAUCAGUCCUGUAUAUGCGCACGCUCGAUAUGGAAGCAAGGCUGGAAAGUCUCAGUCAGAUAGCAGACGCUUGGUUCGAUAAAACACCAUGCAACAUGCCGGUUACUUCCAGCGAAGCGGUUGUGGCGAAGUCUCUCCGAUUAAUGGGACGUGUUAAGAUAAAUAGUGCGCGGAUCAAAAUCCAUCGCUACCCUGCAUUUAUGAACACUCCGAUAUUUACAAAGCUACACUGUGGGCUGCAACCAACUACGUCCAAUAGCACCCCCGUCCUCGCCUCGAACAGCCCGAGCGUCGAUAUAUCUCACGAUCCCUCCAGGCAAUUACAGCCCGGGCAGUCAUCCAGCAGCCUGACCCAUGCCAGCACUGGAGGUCGUCCCCCACCCAUCCUGUCGCCACCAGGUGACUCGCAGCUUCCAUUCAGCGCCCUUUACUCGACGAAUAUCGCCCGCAAAGCCGCCCUGGACAUCUCCGAAACCCUACACGCACUCCCCUAUCCCAACCCCUCUGGUAUGGUUGACCCCGCUGGCCUCCUAAGCACCCCGCUGAGCGCCCUGCCGCCCCGCACAAUGCCCACAUUCAUGUGCUGCGCCCUCAUGGGCGCUUAUGCUCUUACGUUGCUCAUAUACAAGCUGCGCAACGGGCAGCUGGAGUCCCCAAAUUCAGAGAUCACCCUUGCGCUCUCGCCUUAUGAGGGUGCACUUCGCCACGGUCUGGGGCGUAUUUUAAGCGGGCUGGAAAAUUAUGCGAGUGCUUUUGAGGCUGUAGAUGGAAUGAGAGAAGAGGUCGCCAAGGCCUUCAAGGUUUCGUUGGUUGAGUCGCUGAGCGAACCGAAUAACCGCAUGAAUUGGGACCCCUAUUACUCUGGAUUGAAUUAACCCGGUUUACCUCAACGAAACCGUGUUCGUGGUUCUAACUCAAUGCUACCUCCAAAAGUCCCGCAAAAUGUAUUAGCUGGCGUUAGUUUCAUUUCAUACUUACUAUACGAUGUGUUAACGAGAUGGGUUCAGAUAUCUAGGAAACAGCCUAUUCCCCUCAUUGUUAUGUAUGAAGCACAUAUCAACAAAACAAGCCACUGACUGUAUUUACCCACUUUGUGCCUAAAGGAAGAGAUAUACGAAAAACAUAUUUUGUAGAGAAAAUUACCCUUGCCAUCUGAGAAUAUAACCCUCUUUCCGAGGCACAAUGUCUUUUGGCUCUAUUCAUAGCUAUAUACAAUGG